UUGCUUGUCAUUCAUUAAAAGUAAGCCACUUAGGUUGUCACAUCUUAUUUCGUUAAAAAUGUCUAACAAAAUCGUUGAAUAUUUAGGAGGAACUGUAAAGGGCAAUAAUGGGUCCAACUUUGUCAGCACGGAAUCAUUUAUCGGUAGUGGAAAAGUUGUUGGUUUAUAUUUCUCUGCUCAUUGGUGUCCACCCUGUCGAAGCUUCACACCAGAAUUAGCCAGAAAAUAUGCAAAAUAUAAACAGCAGUACCCAUCAUUUGAGAUUGUGUUUGUCAGUUCAGAUAGAAGUGAAAACGAUUUUGACUCCUACUUCAGUGAAAUGCCAUGGUUAGCUCUGCCAUUUAACGAAGAAGGAAAGAAGAAUAAACUCAUGGCACAAUUUGGAGUAAGAGGUAUACCAGCAUUGGUUAUUUUAAAUGGCGAGACGGGAAAAGUUAUAUCAAAAGAUGGUCGUGCAGACACAGCGAGUGAGACCUUUCCAACAAGAUGGAAAAUACAAUGAUGCCUUUUAUAGUAUACUCGUGCUGAUAAAUUUAUGUGUUAAUUUACAGUCAAUCACCAUGUUCCAUAAUGUAAAACGCACACACAUAUCUACAUAUGAUUUUAAUACAUAGACAGUAUGACUUGGUUAAAAUAAUAAAUUAUACAUCGAUAA
Messenger RNA from Mytilus trossulus (common blue mussel), 655 nucleotides. RefSeq names its product nucleoredoxin-like. NCBI's taxonomy places the organism in Eukaryota, Metazoa, Mollusca, Bivalvia, Mytilida, Mytilidae. Gene Ontology annotation, cellular component: nucleus. Gene Ontology annotation, molecular function: thioredoxin-disulfide reductase (NADPH) activity. Gene Ontology annotation, biological process: negative regulation of Wnt signaling pathway; negative regulation of protein ubiquitination. The coding region runs from base 59 to 502 and encodes 147 amino acids. The record is from RefSeq and is a predicted model, not a curated record. The transcript has 3 exons.